This is a messenger RNA of Salmo salar (Atlantic salmon), 4382 nucleotides long. It is a transcript of the gene abi1, whose product is annotated as Abl interactor 1. Gene Ontology annotation, biological process: neuron migration. The record is from RefSeq and is a predicted model, not a curated record. NCBI's taxonomy places the organism in Eukaryota, Metazoa, Chordata, Actinopteri, Salmoniformes, Salmonidae. Gene Ontology annotation, cellular component: actin-based cell projection; SCAR complex; lamellipodium. Gene Ontology annotation, molecular function: signaling adaptor activity; SH3 domain binding.
UUACUUUUUCAUUUAAGACAUGUUUUACCGUAGGCUAAACUCACAUGCAUACCUUUAAAAAAAAAAGAUUGAUUGCCAUUACUCACUGGUUUUAAAGAGGUAAUUUAGUGAUAAAUUCCAUACAUUAGGCCUAUUAUUAUGCGCCGUGAUAUUCGGCACGUUCACAUAGAUACAACAUCAAAGGCUUUAUUGCGUUAGACACCAUCAGCAGCUUCGCCUUGCAAAAUGUCAAGGCGUUGCAGAAAGAGGAAGAUCAAGUGAGCUACACUACACACACAGCCAAGUUCUAACAAGUUCCCACAAGGGCUUCGCGGAGAGGUUGCAGUCGCCACGGGUUUCCGGGAAGAGAGUUGCGCGCAAAGGGGCAUCAUGAAGGACCAAAGCUGUACUGAUGAAAUUACUCAAAUCUUCCAAGAGGCUCCGCCGGCGAGACAAGCCCUGUUGGACAACUACAACAACCUGAUGAACGUGGCCGACUACUGCGAGAAUAACUACCUGCAGGCAGGUGCGGAUGCGGCCAAGGCUCUGGAGGAGACUAAGAACUUCACCACUCAGUCUCUGGCCAGUGUGGCCUACCAGAUCAGCACCCUGGCCUCCAAUGUCCUCAAGCUGCUGGAUGCACAGAACUCCCAGCUCAGACACAUGGAGUCCUCUGUCAACCUCAUCGGACAGACAGUGGACAUGCACAGAGAGAAGGUGGCCCGGAGAGAGAUAGGGGCUUUCACCACAGCCAAGAGGGUUCCCCGCAGUCACAAAAUAAUCCCCCCGGCAACAGGCAAGGAGCCCAAACCCAAGUACACCCGUAGUCCCAUCACCUACUCGGACCUGGACACACAGGGACAUGGCAUGAAGAAUUCUGGUAAGCUGCUGGGGAAAGCAGGGUCAACACGCAAACAUGGCGGCACCAUCAGCAGGAGCACUUCCAGAGCACCCCCAGAGCCUGUCCAGUGUCCCAUAGCCCCCUCUCUGUCUCAAGGGGCGUCCCUCACCUCUCUCCAUGAUCGCUCCAUUGGGUCCAGCUUCGGCAAGGCCGUGCCUCCCCCCGUGGUCCCCAGCUGGCCCGCGUCACCUGACUCUGACAUCAUCACCACUCUGCUGGAGGAGGCCCCACCACCGCCCCUGUCUCUGAUGGAGGAUGGUGACGCCGCCAUGACUGCUCCGGCCCCUCCUCCUCCUCCUCCCAUGGCGCCUCCUGCCUCCUCUCUGGAUGUCCCUCCUCCCCCUCCACUGCCCCCCACAACCAGCAGCCCUGAACCUGCCCAUACCAGCCUAGCCUGCAUUCCCCCUCCCCCUGCCCCACCCCCACUGGAGACUGUAGCUGAAGAGAACAGCUUCCCGCCUCCCAUGCCACCACCAUCUGACGAGCCACUCCCUCCACCAACCAGUGAGGGCCUGGAGCUCCCUGGCCCUCCACCGAGUGAUGAGGUGGAUGAAGAUCUGGUGAUCCCAGCCCCUCCUCCUCCAAAUUUUCCCGACAGCGUGGUGGGCUUUGAUGACGACAUGUCACUCCUACCUCCCCCUGCGGAUUAUGACACGACUGGCCCUACAGACUUUUUGGAGAAAGUGGUGGCGCUGUACAGCUACAACUCAGGGAAUCCUGGAGACCUGGUGUUCCUGGAGGGAGAAGUCAUCUACCUGAUCAAGAGGAAUGAAGAUGGCUGGUGUGAGGGACUGCUCAACGGAGUAGAGGGAUUCUUCCCUGGGAACUACGUAGAUUCCUCCACCAGCUAAGAUAUUAGACCACUUAAAGGUAGACUCAGUGAUAUGACAUAUACGCAGAAAGUAAACAGCAUAGUGGGUCAAUUUUCUCUACAACUAAGAGUGUUGAAGCCCGAGGAUCAACUUUGUCCUCUGUUUUGGUCUUGUGGCUACCAUGUUGUAAAAGUGUGAAGCGAACCCGUGCACAUGCGCAGAUUCUGUGUGUGACUGUGUGAGAGCGGAGUCGUGCAUCUCGCUUAUCACAAUAUCUCUGGUGCUGCUCGUAGCAAUGUCAUUUCGCUUAGUCUACCUGUAAUAUGAAAAGGGGAAAGUAGGCUCUGUCCACAAACAACUCAUAACCCUAUACCCUAAGUCUACCUAGGCACUUUAUGUUGACCAGGAAGAAUUGGACAGGUAUAAUCAUACCUAUUCACAUCAUUGGUAAAAGCAAUAACUAUUGUAGCUUCACCUGUCCCUUCGAUAGGCCAGAUGGAAUUUCAACCAUAUUGGUAUUUCAACCACCAGAGUUUAGGGCUGUUGGUUGUUGGGUUGUUUCUUGAUGGGGACAUAGUCAACUAUUAGCUUUGUAGAAAGUCCUCUACUGACCCCUACAGGUCAUAGUAAUGUGAACGGAAAAUAAAGCAAUAUUUACACAUGGAAUGAUGACAGGAUUCUGAAAUAUAGCCACUAUAUAGAGCGAGGGGCUAGCUAUGUAUUACCCAGAGGGUCACUAGGUAGGACGACUUAAUAUCUGCUCUCUUUCAACCAAGACUAGAUGCAAGAUACAACGUCAUGAAGGUAGUGAAUACUUGGUAAAGAGGGAAAAUGCUUUGCAAGUUAUAUAAUAGCUCUAUGUCCUGUUCAGUAUUGUUUUACAAGUACUGUAGUGCCAGUAUGUGAACUAGAUUGGCCUUACUGUUGCGCUCACUAGGACAAGCCCUGAACACUGCAAAAUGAUGUGGUAAAGUUGCAUCCGUUUUUUGUCAAUGGAACCAGGCACUGUUUGCUGCUGCAGUUUUUGGCUCUGCAGGAUGAUAUUGGUCUCUUAACUAGAAUUUCACUAAUAUAUUUUGUAAUAUUCAAACUAAGAUGAAGUAAUAUAUGGAUUAUUGAGAAAAUUCAUACAAAAAAAAUAUUUGUAUGAAUUCUCUCGCAUGGUGAAAAUAUUUUACUGUAGUGAUGUCAUGAUAUUGAAAAAUCUAACAGUGCUUUUCAACUUGUUAAUGUUUUCAGUUAGAGUUUCAUUUUGGUAUUUAGUACAUCCUUUUAGAUUGAACAAUGUUUUAUUUACAUGUCUUUCAAUAAAUGCUUAGCGUUUCGAAAUAAACUUUUCCAAUUGUAACUCCUUUAACAAUUAUACAACCAUAACCCACUUCAGAUAAAGUUAAUCUCUUCCAAUAUUCUCAUGCUAAUCUAGAAACCAACUAUAGAAAAAAGAUGACAACGGUAUGUGCUAUGAAGAGCGUUAAGAGGAGUGACAAACUAAGUCCAUAUCAUUUUGUUGUCUAAGACAUGCCCCGAUAGGUCUUAUUCUAAUGCUAAGACAGCAUGAUACAGUAACUUUACCAUUGUGUUAGGCCUCAUCGUGGCCACGGCAGCUCAGGUGCUGUGCCUUUAAACAGCAAAGGGUUGCCAUAAACCUGUAACCGUAACCCUCAGUCCCAUAGCACACCUUUUGCCAGAUAAGACAAACGUUCACACAGUACACAUACACUCUGGUCUUCUAUAUUCACACACACACACACACACACACACAGUACACAUAGGUUCAGGUCCUUAUUGAUUUCCGUUGAAGUACCAGGUUCACUGAAGUGGCUGCUGGCUUCAAGGUUUCUACUGAGGUGCAGGUGUUAACUUCACAAGAUGCCGAUACAAGACACGUUUCUCAUUUUAGAAAUCUUCAUCCCGUUGAUCACAUUUGGCAUCACCAUCAUCUGCUGCAUAGCCUUCUGUAAGUUCUUACACCGGGCCCGCGAGAGACGAAACAGGGCCUCCAUCUAUGUCAUUCCCUUCCCCGCAGUAUCUUAUGACAACGAAGACAUCCACAGACCUCCUCGCUACAGCACCUCAGAGUUCUACAGCCCACCGCCUGCCUACAAUGAGGUGGAGAUGAAGCCAGACUUUAUCUACCCAGAGCUUCCUCCAGCCUACUCUGAGCUCUCCAACACACCUGUUUUCCCCCUGCAACCUUACUCAGUGCCUCCUGAACCCCACUCCCAACCAUAGGACCGUACCACCUUAGGAAUCCCAUGAAGGGGAGGCCUGAGGCCACAGACUAAAGGAUAAAUAACACAGAAAAUGGCACGUAGUGUAUGUGGAGUGGGGAUCCUGAAGCUGGACAUGUAUACCACAGAGACUUGGUCCUUGGGAAUGUGGAAUGAGGACGUGAGUUGGAAGGUUUGGAGACCAUAAGAAAAAGCAAGUGUUUGGACGUCUAUGAAAGUGUGUACUUCAAAGCAAAAGUUGGGGACAAGAGAUCGAAUGGGGUUGCAUAGUAGCUAUAGCUACCAGUCUGUACAAACCAGUGUGUAAAUAUUAAGAAAUCUUUCACAUUUAAUUUUUCAAUGUGUUACUCAGAAUAGUUUAUUAAUUUAUGUAUCAAUGUCAUGGACCUUGUUGUGUAAUAUGGUAAAUUAUUUGAACUAUUUUGACAUCGGGAAUAAAGUCUGUUCUCAUAUCAGUGA